Messenger RNA from Python bivittatus (Burmese python), 2913 nucleotides. The record is from RefSeq and is a predicted model, not a curated record. NCBI's taxonomy places the organism in Eukaryota, Metazoa, Chordata, Lepidosauria, Squamata, Pythonidae.
AUGCAGCUUUACCAACAAGGCCGACUGUGCCAGCUGGGUAGCGAGUUCUGUGAACUAGAAGUUUUUGCAAAGGUGCUUCGAGCUUUAGAUAAAAGGCAUCUCCUUCAUCACUGCUUUCAGGCGUUGAUGGAUCACGGAGUAAAAGUUGCUUCAGUUUUGGCCUAUUCAUUCAGCAGGAGGUGUUCCUACAUUGCAGAGUCAGAUGCUACCGUAAAAGAAAAAGCCAUCCAGAUUGGGUUUGUCUUAGGGGGAUUCCUGUCUGAUGCUGGCUGGUACAGUGAUGCCGAGAAGGUCUUCCUUUCCUGCCUUCAGUUAUGUACCCUUCAUGAUGAGAUGCUCCACUGGUUUCGUGCUGUUGAGUGUUGUGUCAGGUUGCUGCAUGUCCGGAAUGGCAACUGUAAAUACCACUUGGGAGAAGAAACCUUCAAAUUAGCGCAGUCCUAUAUGGAAAAGCUAGCAGAGCACGGCCAGCAAGCCAACAAAGCUGCACUGUACGGAGAGCUAUGCGCUCUGCUCUUUGCAAAGAGUCAUUACGAUGAGGCUUACAAAUGGUGUAUAGAAGCAAUGAAGGAGAUCUCAGUUGGUUUGCCUGUAAAAGUAGUAGUGGAUGUUUUACGGCAAGCUUCAAAGGCUUGCGUUGUGAAACGUGAAUUUAAGAAAGCUGAACAAUUGAUAAAACACGCAGUGUACCUAGCACGGGAGCAUUUUGGAGCCAAACAUCCUAAAUAUUCGGACACUCUACUUGACUAUGGGUUUUAUUUACUCAACGUAGAUAACAUAUGCCAGUCAGUUGCAAUUUACCAGACAGCCUUGGACAUCAGACAGUCGGUGUUUGGCGGCAAAAACAUCCAUGUAGCAACAGCUCACGAAGAUCUGGCAUAUUCUUCCUAUGUUCACCAAUACAGUUCGGGAAAAUUUGAUAAUGCACUAUUCCAUGCAGAACGUGCAAUUGGCAUCAUCACCCACAUUCUCCCAGAAGAUCACCUUCUCCUCGCCUCCUCCAAAAGAGUUAAAGCACUUAUCUUGGAGGAGAUUGCAAUCGACUGUCACAAUAAGGAAACCGAGCAGAGGCUGCUCCAAGAAGCCCAUGACCUGCACCUCUCCUCUCUCCAGCUGGCCAAAAAAGCAUUUGGGGAGUUUAACGUUCAGACGGCGAAACACUACGGUAACCUUGGCCGACUUUAUCAGUCAAUGAGGAAAUUUAAGGAAGCAGAAGAAAUGCACAUCAAAGCAAUUCAGAUCAAGGAGCAGCUCCUUGGUCAAGAAGAUUAUGAAGUCGCUCUUUCUGUGGGACACCUUGCCUCGCUCUACAACUAUGACAUGAAUCAGUACGAAAAUGCUGAGAAGCUUUAUUUGAGAUCCAUAGCAAUUGGAAAAAAGCUUUUCGGGGAAGGUUACAGUGGACUAGAGUAUGACUACAGGGGCCUCAUUAAACUGUACAACUCCAUUGGCAAUUAUGAGAAAGUAUUUGAAUACCACAACAUAUUGGCCAACUGGAAUCGAUUGCGGGAUCGGCAGUUUUCGGUCACAGAUGCCCUGGAGGACGUAAGCACCAGCCCCCAGUCAACUGAACAAGUUGUCCAAUCUUUCCUGAUGUCUCAGACCGUUGAAGGACAGAUUUGCUAAGGAACUUGGUCAAUUUUACCAAUUGCUAUUCUUUUUUUUUUCCUUUGUUUUCCCCCAAAUUUACAUGGGAAAAGUCAUACUGUGAAAUUUGAAACCAUAGUUUUUUUCCCCCCCUCCUUCCCGGAGUGGUUAAAAAAUUGCAUUGAAACACUGGUCCAGUCCAUAAAAAUCCCAUUUUGGGGAUGAUGUCAACUUUUGAUGGAGUGACCAUGAGCCGGACGUGUGCUAAAUGCAUGAGCAUGAGCACGGCGUAUUUUGUUUUGGUUCAGUGUGUGUGUGUUUGUGUGCGUGUAGUUCACAAACAUGUACACACAAGCAUGUACACAUGAAAAAAAGUACCUCUAAUUAUCUUCUCUAAUUUUUUUUUUGUUCUAAAAAGCCACUUUACAGGAAAUCGCUGCAAAGAAUAGAGAGAAAUAAAACCAUUUAACCGUUUUUAAAGAGUUGCAUUCUUAAUUGAGAAAGAGGGUGCCAGUCAUGUAAACUGCAUGAUUAUUUUCUUUCUACAAUAAAAGAAGAGAAUCUUAUUCAGUAUUAGGGCCCUCAACAAUCUGGAUGCAAAGGGGAAAAUGGGUGCAGACGUGUACGUAGCCUCGGUCAGGAAUGUCUUUUCCCAGGCUCGUGCAGAGCGGCCAUCUGCUGUUUCCCCACAAUGCCGGAGAUAGAUGGCUUGAGAAAUUCCCCAACAGACACUACCUGCCUGGCCAGGCUUGCUCCUCCUCCCGUUUGCUCUCUGCAUCCAGAUCUCUGCACAGCCCUAGUCAGUAUGGAGCAUUGAAAAAUGAGCCACCUUCACAUGCCCACGUAGAGAAGGAGGGUGGGAAGAUGCCCCCUUCUCGCCUUGCACUACCUUACAAAGCAACAUGGCAGAGUUUCACUUGGAGACGGAACCCUUGUUUUGUGAACUGCUCUUGGCUGCCCUUUUGGCUCUUGAGAAGAGUGUGAACUGGACCAGUGGGUUCGCACAGAAGUGAUAGGUAGCCAAAAGAAGGCUUAUCUCAGCUUGCUUGCUUCUUGGAAUAGGCAAGGGGUUUAUGUUGUUGUCCUUCGUUUUUGGUUUCUCUUUUUGUGACAGGACCAGGAUAAUUGAAAGUGGACCAGCCUGCCCUCCAAAAGAGUUGUGCAACAGUGUCUUAUGUACCGUUUCUGCCCCUGUGUUCCCUUUGACCCAGUAGACAAAUUUAAUCCAGGGUGCAUUUUCAACAAUACCUGAGACGUGGCAGACAUAUACCAGAGCAGGGUUCCUCAACCGUGGCGACUUGAAGAAGAUGUGUGGACUUCAACUCC